Lathyrus oleraceus (garden pea) is the source of this 735-nucleotide messenger RNA. RefSeq lists its product as uncharacterized. The record is from RefSeq and is a predicted model, not a curated record. The transcript has 3 exons. Lineage: Eukaryota; Viridiplantae; Streptophyta; Magnoliopsida; Fabales; Fabaceae. The coding region runs from base 175 to 735 and encodes 186 amino acids.
CUAUCUCAGUCUUUAUCUCCCGAUGAUACUAAGGGCAUACUUAGUCGGGCAUUAGAUGUCCCUGAGUAUUCUGGUCGGGUGAGGGGUAAGGGAUUUGGAGUCACUCCGACCUCCCUGAGUAUUAAAAAAGGAAAGGCUCCUAGUAAUCGGGAGCUUCAUGCAAGAUUGGAAGCCAUGCAAGCUGAGCUAGAUGCAUUGAGGAGAGAAAGAGAGGCUAGCGCCUCAACAGUAUACAGAGAUGCUUCGGACAAAGACAGUAUCAACUGUACCUUUCAGCCGAACAUUCCAGAGGGCAUUUCCCAUUGUCAGCUGUAUUUGUCGUCACCAUACUAUCGGAUGGUUGGCAAGGGAAAAGUGCAUAACGUUAGCGGAGUAUUACUCCACACUAGAGAGCUCCCUGCUGGAUGUUUGAAGGUAUCAGUUGAUAUUGCAGUUGAGCCGAAUGCAGCAUUACCAUAUCCUAGCGAUGAUUCGGAUGCAACAACGGUCAAAUACUCAAAAUAUAACAAAGAAAAAUUCGAUCUGGACUCUUACCGAAAGCCGAGCUACGAUGUUGUUGUCGGUGUUGAAAGUGAUGCUGCCUCGGGUACAAAAUCUCAAGCACCGUUGGAGAGUGAUGGUUUUGUGAAGUUUUGGUGGUUGAGUUGGUGGCCGGAAGUGGAGAGCACCGGUAGUUGUUAUUCGGAGAAGGGAAAGUGGAAGGUGAUUUGGAUGUUGUUUGCGGAUGCUUCAUGA